Molecule: messenger RNA, 357 nt
Organism: Medioppia subpectinata
Lineage: Eukaryota; Metazoa; Arthropoda; Arachnida; Sarcoptiformes; Oppiidae
Source: the annotation of a GenBank genome assembly
UAUCAAUACCACUAUAACAUUAAAGUAGGAAAACCUAUCAUAUGUUUAGGCAAAUGGAUGGGUGUUUGUCACACAAGCGAUAUGUUGCCAGCCUUUGGUCACCCUUUCCUUAUGCCCAUCGACUAUAUAGACCGCGAAAAGGAUAUAUCGGUAAAAAUGAUGGACUCUUUCAUCAGUUUUAUAAGAACGGGUAACCCUGGUGUUAUGGACGGCGCUCAAUGGCCGCACUACUACACAAUGGGAGACAAUAUAGUAGAGCCGUAUUAUGAGUACACAAAUACAUCGAAAGCUGCCACUAAUUUUUACUUUGGAUUAAAGCAUUAUGAAUGCAAUUAUCUGUGGAAUAAACAUAAUUUU